AUGCGACCACAUCUUCUGCAAAUUUUUCAAGAUGGUAUUAUUUCUAAUUUUCCUAAAGAUAUCUCAGUUGUCAAUGAUAUUCCCGGAAAAAACUCUACGAAGAGGAAUAACAACAAUCAUGAGAACUUCAAAGCCACAUCUGCUCAAAAACGGUCUAAAUGUAAAAACACUACUUACUAUAAUCAAAGUAAUAAUAAUAAUCUAGGAAAAAUGUCUAAUUUAAAUGUACUUCAAUCAACUAAGGAAUCGUCGAGUCAUUUAGAUUCUCCACAUAAUCAAGUAAUUCGUGAAAAUUAUAACGUUGAUCAGUCCAAAAGCAAAACUGGUAAAAUAAGCCAAUGCAUCAAACAAAACAUGGAUCCAUCAAACUCGAUAGAAACUCCCAUAGUAAAAAAGGGUCACAUUAUGGAAUUGCCGAUGCUUAAUGAAGAAUAUCUAAAUAUUAUUACACGAGGCAAUCAAUUGAUACAUGAACACUUUUAUCAGUUCAAACUUAUUUUAGCUAAUUAUUCUGAUUACAACCACCGUGAUACUUUGCAUCUUAAAAUACCUAAAAAAAUUGAAGCUGUGCCUCAAUUAGAAAAACAUAUUCAAAUAUUGUACAGUCGAAAUAAACAUUGGCAUUUAUUUCCUUAUUUAGAGAUAAGUUCAGAAUCGAUCAUUUUUCCUAAAGUGCAAUUUCAAGUAAAUGGAGAUGACUGUGGGAUUUUCGCUAUUGCUGUUGCAGUAUCUCUUUUAUUUAGACGGAAUCCUGAUGAUAUUAUUUAUGAUCUUAGUUCCAUGCGAUCUCAUUUAUCAAACAUGUUUCAAACUCGAGUAAUUAGUCAUUUUCCAGAAAUCAAUAGCGACACCUUAUAUUUGUCUGAUUUGGAAGAAAUUAGGAAAAAAGAAAAAAUUGCUUUUUACUACCGAACAUUAAGAGAAAAAAAAUCAAUAAAAUUGGAGUACAAUCUAAAGUUACUUAAAACCGAAUGUAACCCAAAUUCUGAUAAUAAUAGCUUGACUCCAGAAUGUGCAAUCAAACCUGUUGAUGCAUCAUUUGAAAAUAAAUCGAGUAAUCCAAAUAAUGAUGAGUAUAAAUUUACUGAUGUACAAAAAUCUGUAAGUUCACGAAAAAGUUUCGUUGAAACGAAAGUUAAAUCUCGUAAUCAAACAAUACAAAACCAAAAAAUAAUGACCGCAAAAAAAAUUGUAUCAAAAUAUAAACUGAAUGAGUGCAAACAUGAUAGUAUUAAAUUAAAAUUAUCGACAGAACAUUGCAUUAAAAAAUUGACAGAAGCAAUAGAUACAAAUAGUUUAGCUGAAAAAAGAUUAGAAGCUGAAAGAAUUGUCAAAAAAGACGUCACCGAUUUAAGUAAAAUACACAAUCCAAUUUCAACCGAAGUUUGGCAAAAUCUAAAUAAUUUUAUCAAAGCACAAGAUAUUACACUAAGUAGUAAUUAUGUAUGUACACAUAGCUGCCUCAAGAAGCUUCGUUCUAACGAACUGCCUUCAACUUGCUUAUUGAAUAAUAUGUAUGUAGGAUCCAUCCCUGAUGAAAUAAAGACUUUAAAUAAUUAUGAAACGAUUGUCAUCCAAAGGGCUAAAGCGUUUCAAGUUGUUCAACGAUUAGGAACAGUCGCAAAAAAAAAGUUGCCUCAGACUAUGCGAAUGCAAAAAUUAAAAGGCCAAACAUUUCAUCUUCCUUUACCCAUCGAAGAAACGUUGAAAAAAAUAUGCUCAACCACAGAUCCUAUUAACACCAAUCAUGAGUUAUAUAUUUUAAUUCGUAGUAUACCGAACAAAUCGAAUGUUAUAUGGGAAAGUUUAGUUAAUUUAGAGAAAAUAUUUAAAGUUUUAAUUUGGUUAAACCAAAAUAAUCCGCUGUACGCAGAAAUAAUGAUUCCUAAAUGCCCUGAAAAUUUAAAAAAAUGGUUGAUAUCAAAAAAUUUGGAGUUUAAUAUUGAAUCAAUUGAGAUAAUUGAUGUCGAACAAAGUUACAUCGAAGACAAAGAUAAUCCAUCAAAUGAUAUAAACAAAUCUAUGAACAACGACAACGAAAAUGAUGACGAAGAAAUUAAUCACAAUGAAAAACAAGAUCUUAAUGCUUGUAAUGGGCCCAAAAUUAUUUUAGAAGCUAGGAGUGAAAAUAUUAUUUCAAUAAAUGAAAAGAGUCUUAAAGCCCAAAUUGAGCAUAAUGUUUGUUAUCCUAGAACUAAAAUAACUCACGUAAAUAUGGAUAUACCUAUUCAUACAGAUAGUGAUAUAAUCACAACCCCAAAUCAUGAAACUAUAAUUAAUGCACCUGGGAAUAAUUUUCAUUACAAUGAUCAUAACUACAGUAUACCUGCUAGUACAGCUACUGAUAUUGUUGAAACGCACGAGAACCUCAAUAAUAACGAUCAUAACUGUAGUAUGCACAUGAAUAUGACUCUUAAAGAUGAACAAAUAAAUACUGACAAUGAAAAAAUAGAAAAUGAUAAUAAUAAGCAAAUCGAUCCACGUGCAAUGAUAACUCAGAUAUUAAACCCCAAUAGCUCUCAAUACGAACAUUGUACAAUAUAUCCGCUACACGAUAAAAGAAUUAAUGAAACUUCAACAAAUAUAUAUCAAAUGUUGAAGAUUAACGACAAACCGUUAGAUAAUAGAGUUACAACUUUAGAUUUGCAAUGUUUUCCAGAUAUUUACCCUUACGGUAUAAAUGGUCAACAUGAAAAAAGAGAUGUAAAACUUACGGAUUAUGAGUAUAUUAAAGCACGAUUAAAAUCAGCUGAUCCUCGAUUCCGCUUAAAUCAACAAUAUAUUUUCUUUUUAUUACAUAAUUCGAACAUUCGACAAUUAGGUCAAGGGAUUUAUCAUACAUUAAAUGUUAUAAAUCCUCGCGAACAGUACACAGCAGAAAGAUACCUACAAAAUUUAAAAAGCGGGCAGCUAGAAGCAAAUUUGAGUACCAUCUUUGCUCGACUUCGAAAUUCUGCUCAAUUUUGGAGUAAACCGAGAAAUAACUUACAUUGCAUGACUCGUCAUUAUGGUCCCGCAACAUGGUUCGUUACAGUAAGUCCCGCUGAAUGGCUAUGGCAAGAUCUGAUAGAUUACGUACGAGAAAUAAAUUCUCCAAAUUUUGAUAACUUAUCUCCUAAUGAAGUGAUCAAUGCUGAUCCAGUUUCUGUCUCUAGAUUUAUAAAUAACAAAUUUACUGCUAUUCUUGAUUUUAUUUCGUCAAGUGGUCAACCUCUUGGUAAAGUUCUUCACUAUUAUUGGCGUCUUGAAUAUCAAGGGAGAGGUAUUCAACAUCUUCAUAUGCUGAUUUGGAUAGAAGGUGCCCCAAUCAUGGGUAUUAAUAAUAAUGAUGAAGUAGCUGAAUUCAUUAUGAAGUAUGUAACCUGCAAAUUACCAAACAAAAAUAUUUCACCUACACUCCAUAGGCGUGUUACUUCACAUCAACAGCAUUAUCAUAAUGUUUAUUGUUUAAGAAAGAAAAAACUAAAAUCGAACAAAGUUGUUAAAGCUUGUAAGUUUGGAUUUCCAAGACCAAUUACUGAUAAUUUUGUACUUCGAGAUGCUGCAACAUCAAUAGCUGGACGUAGAAAGUUGAAGAGUAAGAGCCGACUUUAUGAUCUUCCUCGUACUGAUAAAGAGGCUAAUAUAAAUGAUUAUAAUCCUGCUCUUUUAAGUGUAUGGGAGGGGAAUAUGGACAUACAAUUUCUUGGCGAAAAAUCAACAUUAUUAACACAGUAUGUUACAAAAUAUGUUACGAAAGAGGAAGCUACUAAAGCAUCUGAAACAAUUAGUGAAAUUAAUUAUACUAAACCUCUUGCUCAACUUUUAUGGAAAAUAGCUUUUCGUAGUUUGAAUCAUCGGGAAAUCGGAGCUCACGAAGCAGCGGAUACUCUAUUAGGUCAUUCUCUUUAUGGAACAGAUUCCGAGACGGUAAUAAAAUGGUUAGAUGUUAAAAUGAUUAGAAAUCGAAAAUUAAAGACCAAAGACGAAAUCGAAAAAAUAAAAGAGUUAAAUCCUGAAUCAACUGAUAUAUUUUGUCCUUCACUGAUCGACGAUUAUUACCCAAAUCGCCCUGAAGAGUUAGGACCUGUAUGUUUAUACGAGUUUGCUCGAUGGUAUGAUGUGGUAAAAUCUGAACCACAGAAUAAUAUGAAUGAAUAUUAUAAAAUUGGCCCAUCACUAUUUUUAAAAAGAAGGUCUCGCAGUUAUUUAUUAAAUCAUUACAGAUAUAAUGUUGCUAAUCAACCUGAAAAUUAUUUUUUCUCUCUUUUAUUAUUAUUUCAACCAUGGCGGGACACAGAUGAGUUAAAAAAUGGGUACCAAUCAUAUACCGAAUCAUUUAUGAAUCAGCAAAGUAUGCUUGAGCAAAUUAAAGAAUAUCAUGAAUAUAAUGAAGAUUUUCAAAAAGAAUUAGAUUAUAUUAAGAAUCAGAUAGAAAUAAAACACAGUCAAAAUGAUCAAAGUCGGCGUCUAGUGGAUGAAUCACAAGAGUCUGAUUCCGUUGAAAUAAAUAUUUUAGCUAAAGAGUUGAAAGAUGCUGCUGAUAAAGUAAAUAAUAAACUUACUCUUGCAGAAGUGAUCGAACAAAUGAACUCGGAUCAAUUAAAAGUUUUCGAAAAAAUAAAAGAUAUAGAUUUUACAAAUAAAAAAAUUAUGUUGUAUGUAAGUGGAGAAGGUGGUACAGGUAAAAGUUUUCUUAUUCACGUAAUUAAACGCUGGGUGAAGGAAAAACUAAACCAGGAAACAAUUGUAACAGCUCCCACAGGCAUCGCCGCUUUUAACAUUGAUGAUCUUACGGUACAUAGAGUAUUCCAGUUGCCUGUUGAACAUGGCUCUACUCCGAAGUAUACACAAUUAUCAGAUAUCGCUUUAAAAAUGCUAAGAGAUCAACUAAAAGAUGUUUCUUUAAUUAUUAUUGAUGAAAUAUCGAUGAUUUCUAAUGUAACAUUACUUUACAUACAUCUAAGAUUAGUUAGCAUAUUUAAUGUUGAUGAAUGGUUUGGAGGACGACACAUAAUUGUUUUUGGUGACUUACUUCAACUUCCUCCAGUACAUGAAGAUCCUACGUACAAAAUUUUAGCAUUUUCAGACGUGGAAAAAUUAGUUGGAUCUCUAAGUUAUAGUAAUUUAUGGACUGAUUUAUUUAAUUACGAAGAAUUAACUAUAAACAUGCGUCAGAAAGCUGAUAAAUCAUAUGCUGAGUUAUUGUCUAGAAUGCGUAUAGGAGCAGUUACUGCCGAUGAUAUAAAGUUAUUAGAGAAAAGAAAAAUUAAUAUCGAUAGUUCAUUAUCAUAUCACGAUAGACUGAAUGAAAUUUGUAAUUACAUCAACAAACUACCAUCGGAUACAGUUUGCUUAGUACCUACCUGUAAUCAAUGUGACUUAAUUAAUUCCGUAAUGUUAGAUAGGAUUCAAUCUGAAGAAAUUGUACUUACUGCCAAUGAUCAUAUAGAUUGUCCUAAAUUUCUAAAAAAGAAAGCAGCUAAUAUUUUGAGUUCGAUUGAAGAAGAUGCAAGCCGAAGCGCUGGACUGCCAAAAAUAAUCAAAAUAAAAGUGGGUGUAAAAGUAAUGUUAAGACGUAAUAUUGACGUUACAUUGGGUUUAGUCAAUGGUGCUAUUGGUACUGUGAAGUCAAUUUCCAAAUCUAUUGAGAGUAAUCAAAUUCAGUUUAUUAAUAUAGAUUUUGCAACUGGUACAGAAUAUGCUAUUGAAAGAAUCAAAGUAAAAUUUUUAAUUUCAGAUAAAGCUUUUGUCGUAAGAGAACAGUUCCCGUUAUGUUUGAGCUAUGCUGUUACGAUCCAUAAAAGUCAAGGUUUAAGUUUAAAAAAUGCUGUGAUUGAAGCUGGCAAUACUAUUUUUAAUGCUGGUCAAUCUUACGUAGCAUUCUCCCGAGUAACAAAAAUUGAAGGAAUACAUUUAAUAAAUUUCGAUCCGUAUUCAAUUAAAGCAAAUACAGAGGCAAUUGUAGAGUAUAAUCGGUUAAGAAAAACUUAUAGAGCUGAUCUCCCAGUCCUUUUAAUUACAAAAAGACGUUGGUCUAAAGUAUGGGAUUUAAUUUGGGGAGUUGAAAAAUAUGUCGAUCAAAGUAAACAACAAAAUAUAAUUAAAAGAAAGUCAUGUAUUGAUUUCUUCAAAUUCCAUGGUAUAGAAAAUAGCGAUGACAAUGAAAUAAAUCGCUAUAGUGCAAUAAUAAAAAACAAAUCAGCUUGGAUAGAAUUAGAUGAUUUAAAUGUUAAAUCAAUACGAUGGCCAACAAAUUCAAAAAAUGCCUGCAUACUAUUUCUUGAAAAGAAAUGA
Parnassius mnemosyne (clouded apollo) is the source of this 6276-nucleotide messenger RNA. Lineage: Eukaryota; Metazoa; Arthropoda; Insecta; Lepidoptera; Papilionidae. The record is from the annotation of a GenBank genome assembly.